Molecule: messenger RNA, 1868 nt
Organism: Diatraea saccharalis (sugarcane borer)
Lineage: Eukaryota; Metazoa; Arthropoda; Insecta; Lepidoptera; Crambidae
Source: the annotation of a GenBank genome assembly
AUUCACAGAGCUGUCAUUGUCAUUUUUCUUGUCAAUCAAUUUUUCCGUCUUUUUGGAAAUACUAAAACUACAAUUUUACGAUUUAUACUGCUACUAAGAUAUUACAAGCAUAAGGGUAUAUUUAAAUCGCAACAAUCAGUACCGUCAACGCCUGCACCAAUUAUUGUCAAAAUGCCGCUUUGGGAGCUGGCACAGGCAGCUGGGCCCUUUGUGAGGCUUGCUGGCAUAAGUGGUGCGAGCGCGGUAGUGCUCGGUGCUAUGGGGGCUCAUCGAACUUUCCCAGAGACUGAGAAUAAAGAAGACCUUAAGAAAAUCUUUGAAACAUCAAACAGAUUUCACUUCCUUCAUACCCUGGCUUUGAUGACUGUGCCCCUUUGCAGAAGACCUUAUAUUGCUGGGGCAUUCUUCGUGGCAGGAAUGGGUUUAUUCUGUGGUACAUGUUACUAUCAUGCAUUCACUGGGGAUCGCUGCUUCCGUCGUCUAACACCUAUAGGUGGCUCCUGUCUUAUUUUAGGAUGGUUGGCAAUGGUACUGUAAGCCCAAAAGUUGUCAGUUUAUUUAUAUUUAUUGUGGUGUUUUGCUAGUGAUUACAGUAAAUAAUAUAAUAAGUAGGGUAGGAUAAUUUCUCCAAGUUUUUUAAAAUUUAGUUAUUGUUAUUAGAUAAUGAGUAUAAGUUGAAAAUAUAUAUUCCACUGUACUUUUUAGCUUUAAUAUAGGGUUCUUGGUUUAAAAGGGGUGGUGCAGAUUAUCUGCAAGAAAUAUUAUAUUAAACAGUGUUUGGUGUAUAUCAUGAGUGGUAUUCCUACAGCAGACUUGCAUAUUUUAUUUCAUUGAGAUUAAAAUGUUUAUAUAAUUUCCUAACAAAUUGUAAAACUAUGGAUGGGCAGUAUAAUAUAUACUUGUUAGAGCAGUAUAAUCUUAUGAACCACCAGCACAAAAUCAUUAAACUAUCACCAACAUCAAAGUACAAACAGUUUCAAGAGGAAAGAACUUCUUUUAUUUCUUUAAGAAAAUCUUUUAUUUUUUUUUAUUGCAUUAUGACAUGAACUAAACAUUAAUGAAUACUUUGAUCAAUAAAUAUCUGUUAAAAGUAUGUGAAUCUAGAUUUAGGUUUCAUUUUGACAUCUCAUUACUAGUGUAAAAAAUAUUGCUUCUGUUAUUCAAUGGGUGUCUAUGUGAUCUUGAAGAAUUUAAUUGUUUAUUUAAUUGUUCCAAACUACUUGGAAGUUUAUCAUUUAUGUAUUAUAAAAUAUAGUCAUGACAUAUUUCUGUACACAUUUAUAUAAAAAAAUUGAUAAUGAAGUCAGCAAAACAUUUUUAAUGCAAUUGCUGUAUCAUUUAGCAAUUUUAUAUAUAGAAUAAACUCUAGAAACAAGAUGACAUUUAUUAACAUUUAAAAACUAAGCCCCUUUGUACAAAAGGCUAUGCAUAUUUCCAAUACCCAGCCAAAUAUGAAUACAAAUCAUAUGAGGUUAACACACAUAGUCACGCCGUUGAUGUUUCGUUUAUGCGUCGCCGAUUAUAGUUGUACGCGACCUUGCGGUCGAGAUUGCCGCUGCUAACAUUGCUGCGUUUUUUAAGAUGGGAGAACAUAUAUUAUGUUGGCGCAGUAACCAAUAUGUCUAUACUGGCAGACUAGAGGACACACUGCUCACAGUUAAAUGCCUUGUGUACACUAUGCAACGAAAGAAACAACUUUAGUAUCAGAGAUUUGGGUAGCCUUGUGUGAAAAGGGGCUUAUGCUAAGGACUCACUCACAAUCUGAUAAGUGAUAUUGUGUAAAAAAUAUUUACAUAAAUAACUUACAUAGAUUAUUUUUAAUGUUAUUAUUGUGUCUACAUAAUUGUAGUUACUUAUUAUACCUAUAU